Messenger RNA from Lynx canadensis (Canada lynx), 2259 nucleotides. It is a transcript of the gene A4GNT, whose product is annotated as alpha-1,4-N-acetylglucosaminyltransferase. The record is from RefSeq and is a predicted model, not a curated record. Gene Ontology annotation, biological process: protein O-linked glycosylation. The coding region runs from base 234 to 1259 and encodes 341 amino acids. NCBI's taxonomy places the organism in Eukaryota, Metazoa, Chordata, Mammalia, Carnivora, Felidae. The transcript is spliced from 3 exons. Gene Ontology annotation, molecular function: acetylglucosaminyltransferase activity.
AUUACCAAGUCUUUAACUAGAAUGUCAUAUUUGAGAGACACCUGCAUAGAUUCAGAUAUGACCAGACAGGUUUAAGGAACUAAGAUUAACUUUAUGAAGCCAGUAAAGUCCCUUGGAAAUGUUAGCCUGAUACCUUGCUUAUAGAGUUCCCAAGAGCCUUACCAGGUUUGGAGAAUGUAUUUUUGUAAUUAGCCGUGUUGAUUUAAAGGAGCAGGCGGGAGAGAGGAGUAGACAUGCUGAAGGAGCUCCAGUUCUUCCUGUCAGCCAUUCUGCUGCUUGCCUGUGUCUUCUUCUACCAGCUCAGCCUGAAGUCCAGCUGUCUCUUCUCUUGCCUUCCUCCCCAAAAGGCCCAGCAAGACCCGGAAGCCCUCCUGGGCCAUGGGCAUGGCAUUGUGUUCAUAGAGACCUCAGAGAGAAUGGAGCCAACGCCUCUGGUCUCUUGUGCUGUGGAAUCUGCUGCCAAGACUUACCCAGAGAAGCCCGUGGUGUUCUUCAUGAAGGGUCUCAACACCACCACACGGCUGCCCUCAAACUCCACUUACCCAGCCUUUUCCCUCCUCUCAGCCAUAGACAAUGUUUUCCUCUUCCCUUUGGAUAUGAAAAGGCUGUUUGAAGACACACCAUUGCGUUCAUGGUACACUCACAUCAACGCCAGUGUGGAGAGCAACUGGCUCCACGUCAGCUCAGAUGCGUCCCGCCUGGCCAUCAUCUGGAAAUAUGGCGGCAUCUACAUGGACACCGAUGUCAUCUCCAUCCGGCCCAUCCCUGAGGAGAACUUUCUGGCUGCACAGUCUUCUCAGUACUCUAGUAACGGGGUGUUUGGAUUCCUCCCCCACCACCCCUUCCUGUGGGAGUGCAUGGAAAACUUUGUCGAACACUACAAUUCAGACAUUUGGGGCAACCAGGGUCCCAGUUUGAUGACAAGGAUGUUGAGACUGUGGUGCAAACUUAGAGACUUCCAGGAGGUGAGUGAUUUCAGGUGUUUGAACCUGUCCUUCCUACACCCUCAGAGAUUUUACCCCAUCUCCUAUCCAGAGUGGAGGCGCUACUAUGAAGUCUGGGACAAAGACCUGAGCUUCAAUGACUCCUACGCCCUGCAUCUGUGGAACUACAUGAACAACGAAGGAAGGACUGUGGUUAGAGGGAGCAACACGCUGGUGGAAAAUCUCUGCCGUAAGCACUGUCCCAGGACUUACAGGGACCUGAUUCAAAGCCCAGAGGGGUCAGUGACUGGGGAGGUGGGUCCAGGUAACAAAUAGAGCCCACACUGGCUCUAUGUUAUAGAACUGGUUCCUGGAGUGCCAGCGUGCAGCUCAUGUCCAUGUUCCCCAGGGGUGGGGGGGUUUACCCACGUAUCGCUUAGGCUCAGCUUUCUCUGUCUAUAAUACAAAAAUCCCAAAGACCAUUGGUGUAUAAAAUAUAGAAGCUUAUUUCUCUCUCAUGUAAAAGAAGUCUGAAGGCAGGCGAUUCAGGGGGGGUGUGGUCACUGUGGUCAUUGGGGACCCAGGUUUCUUGCAUCUCUCUUGUUUGUUAUCCUUAGCGUCCAUAGCCCCUGGUCUAUAUGGCUGCUUGGUAUCCAGCCCAUUAUGUCUGCAUUUCAGGCAGCAGGAUGAAGGAAGGAGGAACGUACCCCUCCUCCUAUUUUAUGAAAACUUCCUAUAAGUACUGUGUAACACUUGCCUUUACAUCUCACUCACUCACUGCAAGAGAUGCUGAAAAAUUUAAGGAGGAAGAGAAGAAAAUGGGUGUUAGGAGAGGCAGCUAACGGUUUUGCUACCUGUUAAAUUUACUUGUGUAAGAUUAAUUUCAGCAGAAUGGACUAGGGACGAAGAGUCUUGAUUUCUGAUCCUGACUUUGAUAUUCAUUAGUGAAUUCAGUCAAUGAAUAUUAACCAAGCCCCUUCUGUGUGCCAAGCACUGAUUUAGUUGCUGAAAAUACUGCUGGAUCAAGCAGACAUGGUUCCGUCUUAGUCAGUUUGGGCUGCAGUAACAAAGUACCACGGACUGGGUGGUUUAUAAACAACAGAAAUUUAUUUUUCACAGUUCUGGAGGCUGGUAGGCCAAGAUUAGGGUGCCAGCACGGUCAGGUUCUAGUAAGGAUCCUCUUCUGGUGGCAGAGGGCACUUUUCUUGUAGAAUUCUCGUAUAGGGGAAGGGGUCAAGGGAGCUCUCUGGGGUCCUUUUUAUAGAGAAACUAAUCCCACUCGUGAGGGCUUCACCCUCAUGACCUAAUUACCUCCCAAAGGCCCCACUUUCUAAUA